AUGGAGGGCGAUGAGGUUAUCGGCGCACCAAAGCAUCCCGACUGGCUGCAAAUGGUGCGCAUUAAGGAAGGGGAAGUUCCCUGCGUGAUCGCCUAUGUUUCGACUAGGCUAUCCCGCUAUCGUCCCGCUAUGCGUCGCGACAUUGUCGACCAUCGCGACAUCCUCGUCCUCUCCCUCUUUAGUGGGGGCGAGGUCCUUAACUUAAUGAACGUCUAUUCCGACGAUCAACACACAGCCAUUGAGCACCUUGCUGCUCAUGUGCAUUCUCUACCACCCUUCAUUUAUAUGGCCGGUGACUUUAACUGCGUGUCGACAACUUGGGAUGACUAUGAGCAUGGUGAGUCGUCAACGGCAAUAUCCCUGUGGGACACCGCAUCUCAGAUCGGCCUUGAGUGGGCACGACCUUCUAACCAUGGACCGACGCGGAUCAGUCCUAAUCCAAACCAGAGAUCCAAUGUCUUGGAUCUUGUAUUCUUAGCUCCAUCUGAGAUCUUAAUCUCGAUGCCCAGAUUGGAGCACGAUCUCCAGGGUCCGUCAGAUCAUGUCCCGAUCUGUACAGAUCUUGAUAUCGGUCCCGAACCGCCCAGAUCUGGGCGACGGACAAUUAAACCCGGAAGCGAGGCUGAGAAGUCUUUCAUUUCGGAUAUUCUCCGGGAUCUUGCGGCUAUUCCUGUCGCAGCCCCGGCAACCAAGGAAGGCGUUGAAGCUUUAGCCGAUGCUAUCGCGACAGCGUUCUCGGACGCAUGGCUUGUUCAUUCGACCGAGUCCAAACCUACCAAGUGUUCCAAGUCCUGGUGGACGGAUGAGUGCUCGGAGACCUUCGGAGUAUAUCAGUUGAGCCGCUCGCUCGCUGAUUACAACAAGUUUAAGAAGGUGUGUAAGGACGCCAAACGUGAUUUCUUCGAUGAACGUAUUGCAGAAAUUCGCGUCGCCACCCUCUCAGACACUCACCCCCUUCGCUCUAUGAUGGGCGAGGGACUUCUCAAGCGAGCUGCACCACACGCUCGCUCUGCCGCCUUGAUGACCCCAGCCAUGCGGGGGAAAGUCAAGAGCACUGUCAUGGAAGUGGACGAGCGCGUCCACACCUUAACUGAGAGCUUCGAGCCCUUUGCGCCCGAAGCUCGUCCAGGCGACCGGUUACUGGACCGCUAUGCGGACCGUCUCCAUUUUGACGAGCGUGAUCCUGGCCAGGAUAGGCGCCCAUAUCUAGACGAGCUCAUUGCGAAAGCAAGGGCCGACCCACUAACAGUACUGGCUGCAACUGAUGGCUCUGUCCCUCAGUCCAACCAGUACCAGGCGGCUUCGGCUGCUAUAAUCUACAAGGGACAUCGCGAGCUCGAAAGGACCCGCUAUGUCUCUGGCAGAGUUACCGCCCCAGAUGCGGAACUCAAUGCCAUCUCAGCGGUUGACCCCGGCGUGCAUUCUGGUCAGGCUUUUAGUCUGUCAGUAUGUCGCGCUCUUCAAGAGUGGUUUGAGGCGGAUGAUCUCCGUCGCAUUACCUUCGUCUACGUCCCUUCCGCUAUGCGGUGGGAUAUCCAUGGUGAAGCACACAAGUACGUCACCGAACUCAAAGUCAGGGUUGGGCGUCGCAAGACGGACAACUCCAUAGACGCGCUUCGCUCUCGAGCUGCGCACUCAGUCUUGGAUUCGUGGAGUUCCACUUUCCAAAAUCCAACCUACCGAGGCUCUGAGUUUUUAGAGCUUCAACAGCCUGACGGGCGGCCGCUACAGCCAUCGUACCUCAAUGGGGGACCUUGGCUUUCAACCUUCGGACACAGUAUUACUGAGUUCGCCCGCGUUUGCCAGUGUAUAACUGGCCACGCGCCCAUUGGAGCGUAUUACCGUCGCUUCAAGAUCAACGAGCCUCAUGGCUGCACUUGCGGGGCUGCUCUGCAGUCCCGCCAGCAUAUCCUCUUUCGCUGUCGCGACAGAUAUUCUGUACACUAUCCCCGUUUUCUCGGGGAUAUUGCAUCGUUUAUGAAGUACAACCCUACGGCGUUUGGCUUCAACCGGGACCCGUCGGGUGUCGGAUAA
Messenger RNA from Cyclocybe aegerita, 2034 nucleotides. Lineage: Eukaryota; Fungi; Basidiomycota; Agaricomycetes; Agaricales; Hemipholiotaceae. The record is from the annotation of a GenBank genome assembly.